Molecule: messenger RNA, 1685 nt
Organism: Hermetia illucens (black soldier fly)
Lineage: Eukaryota; Metazoa; Arthropoda; Insecta; Diptera; Stratiomyidae
Product: replication termination factor 2
Exons: 1
Coding region: 756-1640 (294 amino acids)
Biological process (GO): mitotic DNA replication termination; site-specific DNA replication termination at RTS1 barrier
Cellular component (GO): nucleus
Source: RefSeq, a predicted model, not a curated record
AGCUACGUGAGUCUUAAGAUACCAAGAUACAGUUUAUUGUUAUAGUUUAUAGGAUAGAAAUAUGUCGAUUUCCCCCGACUUCCAAAGUGGCUUGCUCUCGAUAUACAUUUAAAACUCGAUUUGACGCGAAGUGUCACAUUUUAGCUGGGACUGUUCAGCGCUCGAAAGGCUCGCGAGCCUCGCAAAGUCUUCCGUUUGGCGUUUGCGCGUAAACGCGAUUGCUAUCCGGUACGUCAGUCUUCAAUCGUGACUUUGCAACCACAUUACACACAAAAUGUCAAAUGAGGUCAGGAAUAUUCUACUAAAUCAACUCGCAUUCAACCGCAUAAAAAACUUCCUAGAAAAUUACGAACGACACUCAAGGCGCUUGUCGUCGUGGGCUUUGCGAGGAUCGCAAGCGCCAAGGGUCCGUAGCUUUUGAAUAUUCAUCAAUUUGGAAUAGAGCAUUGUGCUACAGUUUGAGAAUCGUUAUUCGUCAUCAAACUGACAACGCCUGUCAAAUGGUGGAUGUUGAAUGAAUUGAGUGGAUUGUUGAUGGCCAUUAGUUUGAUUUCGUGAGUCUGCAGUGGGAAUCAGUAAUAAAUACGUUUCUGCUCAAAGCGAGUUGGAUUCUACGCAGAUAUUUCGAGGAGUGCACGACGGUAUACAAAGACGAAGCAUUUAAUAAGAACCUUAAGGUGAAGCAGGGUCGACGUAAAAGCAAACAAAAACAAUUCGUUUCAUCUUGAGGGAUACACAAAGGAUCAUAAUACAUCAUGGGUUGUGAUGGAGGUACGAUUCCGAGACGUGACGAACUAGUUAGACUGAAAAAGAAACCUGAACAGAAGGACAAGGACGCUGAACGGCAGUUUCGGUGGCUGCAUUGUGCCUUAACUCAGCAAAGGCUACAACAACCAAUUGUGAUGUGUGGAUUGGGUCGUUUGUACUCCAAACAGAAUAUUAUCGAACAACUUCUUGAGAAAGACAAAAUGCCCGAGUCGUGCAGUCAUAUCAGAAGCCUGAAGGAUGUUAAGAAUUUGAAUCUAACACCAAAUCCAGCCUUUAAAGAUGAUGAAAAAUCAGAGGGUAUUUUGGAUACGCGUAGUGCUCCUUUCAUAUGCAAAUUAAUUGGUCUCGAAAUGUCUGGAAAAUUCCGUUUUGUCGCGCUCUGGACUUGCGGAUGUGUGUUUUCCGAACGGGCGUUAAAGGAAGUGAAGAGUAAUGUUUGUGCACUAUGCCAGACCCCUUUCCAAGAGCAAGAUGUGGUCAUUUUAAAUGGAACUGACGAAGAAGUUGACUUGAUGCGAGUGAAAAUGGAGGCGCGAGUAGCUCGACGAAAAGCAGCCAAAAAGGAAAAGAGCAGCACGAAAAAUAAAAGUGAUUCGGCGGAACCGUCCACCUCUAAAGCUACAAUAGAUGACACCAUUAAAGUUGACACCAACACUACUGCCCUUGGAAAGCCUGCUAAGAGUAAAGUAGUACUGCCUGCAAAACGAGUAGGCACUCUGGAAGACCCGGCAAUCAAAAAACUGAAAACGGAGUAUAGUGUGGCGAAGGAUCCGAAAGCUACUGAUGUAUAUAAAUCACUUUUCACGACACACAAAAGCGAGCAAGAACAGUCGAGAGCUCAUUGGGUCACAUAUAAUCCAUUUUAUAAUUAAUAUGUAAAUGUAACUGUUGUCAAUAAAGUUAUAAAUUAUGGCUUA